AUGAGCGACGUUGAAUCAGGCUCCGAUGUUGAAAAUUACUAUGAUGCAGAGGAACUAGAUGACUUCAUAGACUACAGUGAUGAAGAAGUCACAGAAAUUGAACCAUCAAACGCGUCUCGUUCACACGCAGGACAUUCCAUCAAUACUCCCUUGGAGAUAGACAACAGAACUGACAGUGAGGGAGAAGAGGAAGAGGAAGAGGAAGAGGAAGACAAAAUAAAGUCCUUAACUACACGAUUGAAACCGAACGAAACGCAUACGCAAAAGUUGUUGCGUGCCCACAUUGCCAUUUUGGUAUCUGCAUUAGGUGGUAUUGAUCAUACGUCAGAAGUAAAGCCUCCUCCAUAUAAGCUUGGCCACGACGCAUUGGCAUGUUUGAAGGACAUUAAGAGAUGGAUCAGAGCAGUUGAUGAAAAACAAAACAACUACGAAGUUGCCCUCGCAUGUGCUGAAUGCGGUCUAAUUCAAAACGACAUUAUUGUUAUCCUUUGUCAAUGGGAGCAGAAAAUGGCCAGAAAGGAGAACAUCAAAAACAAAACCUCAAUGGAGAAAAUCAUGCUUUCGUGUUUAGAGAUACUAGUGCUUUUGACUUGGCCCGUGGAUUUUGAUAAAAACUUGUCUGAGAAUCAAAAAUUAUUGUAUGCAAAUAUCCGCAAGAUCCAUGUCCUGUACAAGAAACACAUAUUGACAUUCAAUAAUGGACAGUUAUUAAAAGCCGUGAUAAGGCUUGUGCUUCCCGUACUUCAGAAAUCAAAAAUUGAGAGAGAACCACGCGAAAACCAAAUUUUGCGCCUUGUUUUAUAUCUUAUUAGGAACGUGUUGGCUAUUGAACCUGUUGCAUCUUCAGUUUCAUCGAAAUCACGAAACACUAUUGUUGCAUCGGCAGAUUUACCUAGUGGAGUCACCCAAGAUGAUAUCUCCAUCAACAAUGUAUUAAAAGUGUUUAAGAAGAAUAAGGUUUUACUGCUCUUAUUGACCAUAUCUGGCUCAAUAAAUGUCGAGUUUGACAAGGACUUGUUCGGUGAAGUAACGCUUGAAUGUGUAUACUUGAUGAUUAAAGGGAUAGAGGCAAAAGAUGUGCUAGUUCGUCUACCCCCAACAACUCAAGCGCGCAGUACCGGCAAUGUGUCUAUUGAUGCAUCUGCCCCUGUGGCCCCUUCAACGAGUACAGUUGGUAUGCAGUUGCUGGACCUACUAGCAACUGAGGCGAAGAAGAAACAGGCACAAACACUGAAGAUUGCAACUAGGCAUGGUAAAUUUGGCACCUUGUUAUCCAUUCGCUCUUCUGAUGCAACAUCCUACGUUGUCUCAGGAGAAGAAGCUUUGGCAGAUACUGAUGGUACAUUGGACAAGUUAGACAAGUCGAAAACUUGGAAAACCCCGAAUCACUUCAAGUAUGACUCUGAUGACUUUGUGAAAACAAGCACGCCAAUAUACCUUACGGGGCCAGGCAGACAAAUCCUUCAUGACUUUGUUGACGAGUUUUUGUCUGGUGGCUGUUUUAACAACUUGAUUGAAGUGAUGGCAUCAAAACUCACGAGUCAGUCCGAGUAUUCCACGGUUGAUGAAUUAUCCAACGCCAGUUACUUCUACACCAUUGCUUGGUUUUUGAACUAUAAGCGAGAGCAAAUCCUUUUGAACAAUACAACAUCGUUUGAUUUUGGUUCGGUACGAGCAGCUUUGAGUGAAGUCAACUUUAUAUUGAUUGUGACUUAUUUUAGAGACUCGUUUGCCAAAAAGUCGUGGAACUCAUUACACGUGGCAAUGAUUUGUUUCAAAGAGUUGCUUCAAAUAUCGAAUUCCAUAUUUGGUAAGAAAAGAAGCACAAAUGAGACUGAUGAGGAUGAUACUCAAUACGAAAUAGAUCGUGAGUUGGCAGAAGGUAUCAUUCGAAAAUUGUUUUCAUUUAAUGAUUUUCUAAACAUUUUGGUGCUAAUACCACAAUCUGCAUUUAAGCACUCACCAAGAUUCCUCAAACAGUCCAUUCAUGUGAUCACCAUCAUCUUGAAAUCUUUUGAAUCUUUUGCCAGGGAGGAUUUGCAACUCUAUGUUCAAACUAAACGGAAACAAAGCAGGCAAAAUAGAAAACGAAUUAAUGAAUUGAAUCGAGAUACCGAUGCAAAACUUUCAGCGGCAAUUUACGAUUCCGACGAUGAAGCAAUUGCCGAAAACAUCCGUGAAGUUACUCGUGAGCGAAGAUUGAACUUCCAAGCCACCGAAGUUCGAUUUUUCCAUCAGGCUAUCGUGACUGCAUAUAUUGAAUACUUGUGGCGAUUUCAGGACUUGAAUGACGAGGAUAUCAAGAUGUGUUUGAGUUAUUUCCACAAAUUGUUUGUUGUUAGAAAGGAUUACAAUGGGUUGUUUCGCUUGGAUUUCAUGCAAAUGAUACAUAAAUUGAAGAAUCAUUUACCAAGAAGUUCCUCAAUCAGGUUGAAAGUGGAGGAGUUUAUUUACUAUUUUAUGAAAAAGUUCAAGUUGGCGCUCGGUAGGUUCCCCAAUAUUGUUGAAGUUUUGUUCCCUAGAAUCGAAGAAAGCUCAUACAAGUGCUACUUGUCAACUGGGGAGUUGUAUGAAAAGGAGGAUCUAUUGGAAAGGAAAUUUGAAAAGAAAUUUCAACAACAAGAAGAAGAAACUGACAAGACAUACAGGGGCGACGACGACGACGCAGAGGAAGGAGAAGCCGACAUUGCAUUUGAGUUGGAAGCUAAUCCAAAUUCGUCAAGACAAAAUGGCAUUGAGUUAGAUCAGUUGGAUGAAUUGGAAGCCCAAUUAAAUUCAGAGCAUAGACCAAGAUCAAAAAACUUGGAACGUGGUAAAGCACACAAGAGGAAAUCGAAAUCGAAAAACAGCGCAGCCAAGGUUCGUGACACUCCACGUGCCCAACGGAGAGGAAUACCAGCUGGUCUUCUUGAAGAAUCACAACCCACUCGAUCAGCAGAGUUUGUUCAUGAUUCAGACGAUGAUUCCGACGAUGAGAGACAUCAAGAGUUUUUUGCUCGAGAGGAACGAUUGAGGAAGUUGUUGAAUGAGAUUGGAAGUAUCACCAAUAAUGAAAAGUUGGAGGAGUUUAAGAAAGUAUGGCUGGUUUACUCAAAGAAUGGUGAUAAGUCAGUCUCUGACGUAGUUAACAGCGCGGUUGAGAAAGUAUCGCUAUUUGUUCAAGAUGACGAUGACGAUGUGGAGGAGGAGGAGGAUGAGGAUAAUGCCGGCAGUGACAAGUCUUCACAAACAAGUAUUUUAGGAAAGAACAAUGGAGAGAAUGGCAUCUCACAUGAAAGCGAAGCCGAAUCUUAUAGCCAGAGUGCGCAAGAGCUGGAACACACUUCAGAUACUUCGGAUGUGGAAUCAGACACUAUCAAACGUGCAAGGGUUGAUGAUGACCACAACGACGAACAAGCUCAACCAAUUCCAGCAAGAAAGAAGCGGCUUGUCAUCAGUGACGACGAAGAUUACUGA
This is a messenger RNA of Lodderomyces theae, 3456 nucleotides long. RefSeq names its product Ybl053p (gene YBL053). Gene Ontology annotation, cellular component: replication fork protection complex. The coding region runs from base 1 to 3456 and encodes 1151 amino acids. Gene Ontology annotation, biological process: DNA replication checkpoint signaling; replication fork arrest; DNA repair. Gene Ontology annotation, molecular function: DNA binding. The transcript has a single exon. NCBI's taxonomy places the organism in Eukaryota, Fungi, Ascomycota, Pichiomycetes, Serinales, Debaryomycetaceae. The record is from RefSeq and is a predicted model, not a curated record.